Poecile atricapillus (Black-capped chickadee) is the source of this 1971-nucleotide messenger RNA. Its product is annotated as C-type lectin domain family 2 member D-like. The transcript is spliced from 6 exons. The record is from RefSeq and is a predicted model, not a curated record. Bases 1152 to 1802 code for a protein of 216 amino acids. NCBI's taxonomy places the organism in Eukaryota, Metazoa, Chordata, Aves, Passeriformes, Paridae.
UAUUUUUAGUUUCUUUUCCACCCGCAGCCUUUUCUUUGUCACUGAAAAUUUUUGUGGUGAGCUGCUAUCAGCCCUUCCUGCCCUGUGCACAGGCAGCUGCUCCAGUGGUGUGUGACCAAUGGUUACAAAAACCCCCUAAAAAUACAAACAAAUUAGGUUUUGGGAUAAAACCCUGCAGCUGGGUAGGUUAAUUGCAAGAACACUUUUUUUUUUAUAUUUUUAUAUUAAAAAAAACCUUAAAACGGGCUGACGGAAACUGUACUUCAUCCUUGUAGAAUCCCUGAGGGCUGUUCUGGGGUGCCCUGAUGUCCUGGAACAGAGUCAUGUCCAGCAGUGUUUCCUCCAACUACACACUAAAAAGAAGCAUUUUGGACAAUCUAUCUCCCUAACUGAGAAAAAAAAUCCGGAAAUGCUGGAAAAGAGGAUGAAGUGAUGCCAGGAGCAGGUUGUGCCUCAGCAUCGGGCUUGUUCCCACAGAGCAGACACAGGUGACAGGGUUUGGGAUGGGCCCAGGGGCUGCGGGGAGGUGGUCUUAAAUUUUGUUUGGAGAAAAUUUCAAUUUCAGGGAGAAGUUUUUAAGUGCAGGAGAAAACUGAAGAGAUUUUAGUAAGGGGAGAUUAUUUUAAGUGGGAGGAGAAAAACUUAAUUUUGGAGAGAAAAUAUUAAUUGAAAAGAAAAUAUUAAUUGAGGGGGAGAAGAUGUUAAUUCAGGGAAAACCUUUCAUGGGGAGAAAAGUGUGCAAUGGAGGAAACUUUAAUUAUAGCAGAAAAUUUUAAUUGCAGGGAGAAAUUGUUACCUGAGGAGACUUUAAUAGGGGAAGAUUUUAAUUGGUGAAGAAAACUAAUUUGGGGUGGAAGUUUUAUUGUGGGGAGAAGACUUGACUUACAGGGAGAAAAUUUUAACUGAGGGGAGAAAAAUAUAAUUAGGGGGAUAAAACUAAUUAUGGGGAGAGGAAAUUUUAAUUGUAGGGACAAGAUUUUAAUUGUGUGAGAAAACUUCACCUGGGGAGAAAAGUUGAAAUAUGGUGCCGGGAGAAAAUUUUAAAUGGGGAGAAAAUUUUUAUUGAGGACCAAAAGCCUUCAUGACACCUCUGAUAGUUGGAACUUUGCUUGGCAGGUGUUUGUUCCACCUGUAGAGGUGGAAGCCUGGAAAUGGAGGAAACGAGAGUUUAUUCAGGACUUUCGGGCAUGGCAAGGAGCAAGCGGGCAGGUCACAGCGUGGAGAUGAAGCCAGAGGCACGUGUCACCUGCCAGGUGAUGCUGGCAAUGCUUUUCACAGCUCUGUUCAUCACAGCCAUCGCUUUUGCAGUGCAGGCUCUUCAGCCUCAUGCCCAGCCCUGCUCUCAGUGUCCCUUUGACUGGAUCAGAUACAGAGGAAAAUGCUACUAUUUUUCUGAGGUUGAGAGGAACUGGACAUCCAGCCAGGACAACUGCUCAGCGCUUGGUGCUUCUUUGGCCAUGCUGGACAGCAUGGAGGACUUGAGCUUUGUGAUGAGAUACAAAGGCAUCUCAGAGCACUGGAUUGGCCUUUUGCGGGAGGAUGAGGAGCAGCCAUGGCAAUGGGUGAACCGCUCACCUCUGUCUCAGCUGUUUCGGAUCCGUGGUGGUGGGCUCUGUGCUUAUCUGGAUGACAAUGGGCUCAGUUCUUCCCACUGCAGCAUUGAGAGGAGCUGGAUUUGUAAUAAACAUGAGCUGAAAAUCUCAAGCAAUAGCAACAGGACAAGAAGGCCUCCAAACCUCUGUGUCAGCUCCCUGGGUGCCGCAGGGAGGCCUUCUCACUCCCAGAUAUUUGGUGCACCAUAGGUACAUGAAAGAAAACCUCAAAAAGGUUUUGAAUCCCCUGGGCAAGGGGCUAUUGGGGGUUCAAGGGGACCAAGAAGGCGUUUCUGGGACAAGGCAGCCUUUGGGGAUCCACAUGAGAUAGUUCUUGAGAAUAUGGGGGGUGGGGUGAGGGGACAGGGCAGCCCUGGGG